UUCGGAUGACCUCCAGUCGACCUUGAGGGCCUGUAAACUGUCUACCGAUCGUCAUGAAAGUGGUUUUGCAGCCGACUGAGCUGAUUGGUACUGACUUUGUUUAGUUGUUAAUGGUGCUGUUAGUGCUCGUCCGUGCAAUAAAUUCACUUGGAAAACUAGGACAUGAGAUUUACUUUGAAUGCGGCACAAAUGAUUUAAAGAUCAAAACAGUCAACGCCACGAGGUCUUCUUUUGCUUCAGUUCAUUUUAGGGAAGUGUUUUUCGACAAGUUCUCAAGCCCUUUACCUAUCGGGUCUCUGCAACGUUUUAAAAUCCCUAGUAGUUCAUGUUCCAACGUCUUCAAACUUACUUCCGCGAUGGAGAGGUCCGUUCUUAAAUGCAAGAUGUUCUUAUCAUCCCAGGACACUGUUCUGACUGUUCAGUACUUCUGUAAAUUCGGAAUCGUUAAGACGUAUAACAUGUCAAUCAUCGAUUGUGAACAGUUAGAAGCUGUUUACUCAUUAGAAGAAAGCGCUAAUCAUUUGGUUAUAUCAGCACGUUUACUGGGAGAAAUUAUCAACAAUUUUCGCCAGUCUUCUGAAGAGCUAACAAUUCUUUUAGAUUCGGGGGAAUGCACUUUUCAAAAUCACACAUUUCAAACAGGUCCCUCUAUGAUAACAACACAAAUCCCUUUGAAUGCUACUGAAUUUGACGUCUACCGUGUCCAUUCAAAAUGUGAAGUCACAUUCUGCCAAAAGGAAUUACGGGUCAUUUUGUCAUUCUGUGAGUUGAUUUCUCCUAUGAUAAGAAUUUAUUGUGAUCGACCGGGCAAACCUAUAAUUUUUGCUUGUACUCACGAGACAAGACUCAGUGCUCGGUACGUAUUUGCAACCUUCCCUUCAGAUGGAUCUUCACUUCCGAAUUCCCAGCGCUCUGAAUGUAGCCGUCGUUUGUCAUCAAGCAGAACUCCUGUUUCACUACAACAUAUAAGUACUUUAUCGACGGGUGGAAACCUUCAAAGUGAUGAUACUGUCCUGGUGAAUAAAGAAAGUAAUCCAAAUGUUAUAUCAUCCAGAUGUAUGUUAUCUCAAGAAAAUGACAAUGACACUCAAAUCUUUCAGUCGAACGGAAAGUUGUCUUUUAUAAAUAACGAAAAUAAUGCUCCAACAGUAAACCAAUCAGUGCCUAAUCCACACCAGGAUCACGGCCGUUGUGACGAAAUUCCUUCUAAAAAGAUUCGUUCUCUCCUAUUCUCGAAUUUCCAAACUAAAGAUAAUUCCAGUGUAUGUAAUUUAGAAGACAACACAAAAACAGUUGUGCUAUAUCAAAAUAGUUUAUGGAAUGAAACGGCAUUGAAAGAAAAUGUUCUAAGUUCAACAGUUAUGAAUCAGGAAUCUACAUUAGGCGGACAAACUGUACUUGUUGCUGAUUCAGACGAUGACGAAUAAUGUACAAUUUCCUGUGAUAACAUAUUAUCCCACCAUGUAUAGAUCUUUAUUUUCAUAUACAUCAACCUAAUGAAGUUAUUUUGCGUAGAUUAACAAUGAAUUUCAACAAAUCUUCUAUUGCAUAUCGUUUAUACAGAUUGAAAAAAUAGACAAGUUUUUUCUUUUGAAAUAUACGUAUCUUUUCAGUGA
Schistosoma margrebowiei is the source of this 1616-nucleotide messenger RNA. NCBI's taxonomy places the organism in Eukaryota, Metazoa, Platyhelminthes, Trematoda, Strigeidida, Schistosomatidae. The record is from the annotation of a GenBank genome assembly.